Messenger RNA from Paramecium tetraurelia, 756 nucleotides. RefSeq lists its product as uncharacterized. Lineage: Eukaryota; Ciliophora; Oligohymenophorea; Peniculida; Parameciidae. The record is from RefSeq and is a predicted model, not a curated record. The transcript is spliced from 4 exons. Gene Ontology annotation, molecular function: calcium ion binding.
AUGGAUUAUGAUAACAUGGAUUUUACCAAUUACACCAAUGAGCAAAUAGGGGAAAUGAUUAAAACACAAGGUUUGGAAAAUAUUACUUACGAGGAGCUGAUAGCCAAAAAGAAUAAGAGAAUAAAAGAAUUCUAUGAAUAAGAUUCGAAACUGCAAGAGGCUAUGUUGAGACAUUGGUUGUUGAAGAGGAAAAAUAAGCAUUUGAUUGACUUCAAUGACAAGGAGCGUUCUCAAUUGAAAUAGUACUUCAACUCUUUGGAUGAGGAUGGAUCGAAAUCUAUUGGUAUAGAUGAAUUAGAGGAGCCAUUAAUCUCGUUGGGCAUAGCCGAAUCACGUGAGGAUGUUAAGAAACUCAUUUAUACAGUUGAUGAUGAUGGGUCUAUUGAAUUUAAAGAAUUCUUGGAGAUUAUAAAAAAUAAAAACGGAGAUGGCAAAAGCAAUUCGAAGGAGACAAUGGUGAUUGAUUUUUUUAAAGACAUGAUAAAUGGGCGUUUGGGACAUGGGAGCAAUCAGCCAAUCAAUAAGAAUCUGCCUUUCAGUUUGAUCAUAAGUACAAUCAGGAGGUAGAAGUUGCUGGAUGCAUUGAUGGCGAAUGAUCCAAAAAAGAAGGAGGAAGGAGAGAAGGUAAUGAAAGCAUAUGGAAAAUUGAUUUCGCAAAGAAGGGCUUAAAAAAAUGAUGGUUCAAUUUAAGGUUCCAAAAAGAGGAUAUGAAUUAAUUACAUAGGAACCUUUUUUUGUGUUAUUAAUUAAUUUCUA